GAGAGAAGCGUACCGUAACGUAACAUAACAGGAAGAAACAGAUACGUUUGUUUGUUUUGUUGGAUUAUAAAUAAAAACUAGUAGUAGUUACUACCGGAGAAACAAAAACACAACACUAAUCACAAACCAAACCAAAAUUCGCCGACCAUGGCUGCUGCUGAUUCUUCAAACCUCAAAUCAGACGCCAUAUUUGAGCAGAUGAAGCAGCAUCUUUCCACCGACGCAGCCAAACCGCUCCUUCAGAAAAUCGGACUCGUUUAUCAGAUUCAAAUUGCUCCUAAGAAACUUGGAUUCGAUGAAGUCAUCUACACUGUUGAUCUCAAGAAAGGAGAGGUCACCAAAGGGCCAUAUGAAGGAGGGAAGCCAGAUGCAACAUUUUCAUUUAAGGAUGAGGACUUUGUUAAGGUUGCAUUGGGGAAGAUGAAUCCACAGAUUGCUUUCAUGAGGGGUGCGAUGAAGGUUAAGGGAAGUUUGAGCGCUGCUCAGAAAUUUACCCCGGAUGUUUUCCCAAAACCUUCCAAGAUGUGAGCAAAGAUGCCUGUGAGUACUUGUGCCACGUUGCUGAUCAAGUAAAAUAGAUGUCCUUGAAAUCUGAGGAUCAUAUCUGUAGUUAGAAUAUGGAUCUUGAUUAAACUUAGCUUGUAUGUGGUUCAUGAGUUUAAUAUAGUUCUGGACUCUGAAAAAUAAUAGAUAUUGUUCUGCAAAAAUGCCAAAGGUUUCUAUGCUAUUAUAAUACUGUUGGAUGUUUCAAGUUUGAAAACAGUUCAGCAUGCACUAUCUUGAGCUACCUUUC
Lotus japonicus is the source of this 793-nucleotide messenger RNA. RefSeq names its product sterol carrier protein 2. Lineage: Eukaryota; Viridiplantae; Streptophyta; Magnoliopsida; Fabales; Fabaceae. Gene Ontology annotation, cellular component: cytosol. Bases 148 to 528 code for a protein of 126 amino acids. The record is from RefSeq and is a predicted model, not a curated record. The transcript is spliced from 4 exons.